AUGGCCUUCCGAUUACACGUCGUCCGUCACGCCGAAGCGGCUCACAACCCCAACCAUGACACAACCAUCCUUGACCCCCCCUUAACAGCCAAAGGCAUCCACCAAUGCACGAACCUGAACCGCAGUUUCCGUUUCAAAUCUGAAGUCGGCUUGGUAGUCGCAUCUCCACUCCGUCGAACUAUCCAAACAGCUCUCCUUGGCUUUCAAGACACCCUUGACACGAGCUACUACGCUGCUGGGACAGGAGGUGUACGGGGUGGAGCAAAGUUCCAUCUAGAAGCAGACCUUCAGGCCCAUUCAGAUCGUAACUGCGAUACUGGCUCGACUGAGCUGGUUUUACGGGCGGAAUUCCCCCAACUCCCUUGGGACACCUUUGGGCUGGAUCCCCUUUUCCCAAAGAAGGACGGCCUGUACGCGCCGGAUAUGGAGAGUUUGAGGAGGCGCGGACUACGAGUCCAGCGGUAUUUGGCGGAAAUUUUCAGAGAGCUGGAAAAUACGGAUCGACGGGAUAUUGUUGUGGUGGUUCAUGGAGGGUUCAUGAGGUUUCUCGGUUUGGGAGACAACCUCACGGUGGAACAGGGAGACUGGGAGACAUUCAAUGUGACUUUCACUGAGGACAAUAGAAUGGAGGUAGUGCGAUCAUAG
Molecule: messenger RNA, 645 nt
Organism: Aspergillus mulundensis
Lineage: Eukaryota; Fungi; Ascomycota; Eurotiomycetes; Eurotiales; Aspergillaceae
Product: phosphoglycerate mutase family protein
Exons: 1
Coding region: 1-645 (214 amino acids)
Cellular component (GO): cytoplasm
Molecular function (GO): phosphatase activity
Source: RefSeq, a predicted model, not a curated record